Molecule: messenger RNA, 2058 nt
Organism: Oikopleura dioica
Lineage: Eukaryota; Metazoa; Chordata; Appendicularia; Copelata; Oikopleuridae
Source: the annotation of a GenBank genome assembly
AUGAAAUUGAUUCAAAUUUCAGCCCUUUUAUCAGGGAUACAUUCUCAACGCGUAAGCGUGGACAAAACUCAGCUGGACUUGCUCAACGCUGGGGAUGAAUUGCGAUGCAUUUGCGACGACGAUGACUGUAUGGAAGAAGUCACGUGGUUUCGCGAUGGAAAACCUGUCUCGUACGAUAUUCAAACGAUGGUGGACAAGAUCAUCUUCAUGGGAUACGAGGAGCCAGGCAAAUACUCCUGCAAAGUCGGCGACAAGAUGUCCCAUCCUGCUGAUGUCCGCGAACGAUCGUUCGAUUUCAUCAACAUCUCUCCAGCAGCCGAUAUGUCAAAGAUUUCCGGGCAAAGGAUAGACCUGACCUGCGAUGUGAAGAUGUUUCCAAAUCCAAGCGAGUAUAUUUGGCUAAAGAACGAGGAAGAAAUCAGAUCGACCGGAAGCAGGAUUGGAAUCAAGGACGACAGACUGACGAUUUAUUCUGCUACUGUUGAAGACUCUGGAAGAUACAGCUGUUCGGUGCAGUACAGCGACGAGUACCAAGUCUCGCCCCAGCUGCAUAUCGAAGUGCGAUCAUCCGGUUUCGAGGAGAAUUUCCCGCCCGUCAGUUCUACCAUCGAGGGCGAGUACUUCGAUCUACCAUGCUCGCCGGAGAAUAAACAAGCCUCUCUCUACUGGAUUGUCUUUGGCGAAAAAAUGAAACCAGGAGAAAACAACGGAAGAAUAUCAAUCGACGAUAUCGAUGGAACUUUAGUCAUUUCCCGCGCUAGAAUCGAAGACAACGGUUUGAUCAAAUGCGUCGCUGGAAACAAAAGCAUCGAAACGAACCUCCAUGUCCUGAAAGACCGCUCUGUAACUAAGCAAGACUCGAUCGACAACAUCAUCGAGUCAGAAUCCGUCGAAAUGGUCUGCGAGCUCGAGGGGAAACGCGUUCAGUGGAGCCACAACGGAGAAUUGAAGGAGCAAAACGCGAGGAAGCGAAAAGUUUUUACGCAGAUACAGCUGGGCGACGGUGGUGAAUGGAUUUGCGAAGCUGAAAACGGCUCGCGCCACAAAUUUGUCGUCAAUGUCAAUACAGCAAAUCAAGCCGCCAUGAAUCCACCAGCAGUGCGAAUUGUCGAUUCAAAAGUAGAACUAUCCUGGACGGAGACGCUUUCUGAUGUUCAGAUUCAAUACAAAAGUGUUUCCGAGGAUAUGUGGGGCGUGCUUAACCCACCCAAGCUGAAUGGUCCUUCUACCGCCACAGUCGACAAUUUAGUCUCUUCUGGACAAGUGCACUUCCGAAUCGCUCCCAUGGAUAACUUUGGCAGACUCCUCGCUCCUUUCUCCGCCGCUUCUGAUGCUGUAACCGUCAAGUCGUCCAAUGCAGCGGAAGAAAUCAACCUGGUCGUCCUUGGUGUCAUCGUUGGCGCCGCUGUUUUCACAAUCGUCCUUGUCUGCGUGCUGAUUUUUAUGCUGAAACGCUACAAGAGCACGAAGAAAACCACCAAAAACGGAAGCAAAGACUUCACCUACACGAAACCCGGCUUCUACGCCCAGCCCGACUACCCGAUCACUCACUGCGGGCUUGUAAGAAACGGCUCCGACUCCGGCCACGGAACGACUUCUUCCAACCGAGAUGACCAGGCUGAUCAUUGGCUCGCCUUUUCUCGCCCGGACCAGUCUCCAAUGCUCUAUCACCACAGUGUAGCCGCACACAACGGAGCUAGCACAAACAAGCCGCGCACCUACACCACCAACCGUCCGGAAACUCUUCUUUCUGGAACUCAAUACUCGGAUCAUUCCUACCACUCCAGCGCUUCUGGCCGCUCGGGACGCUACCAAAACCCCUACACGAUUGGCGCUCAGACUGUCUACGAGACGGCCACUCCCGCAAGCCAAUUGCCAUACGCCUCGCAAUAUGCUGAAAUCGAGAUUAUCCCGCGAAACCAGCCGAACCAGCAGACCGGGACUCGUGGCAGCUUCUCUCAGCAAAACAUGGGACCUCCACCCUCUUACCUCUCUUCUUACCCAUCUGGAGCCGCCCAGCCCGAGCCUAUCUACGAAAGCCUCGAUCACAAGUGCUAA